Molecule: messenger RNA, 2514 nt
Organism: Perca flavescens (yellow perch)
Lineage: Eukaryota; Metazoa; Chordata; Actinopteri; Perciformes; Percidae
Gene: alkbh8
Product: alkB homolog 8, tRNA methyltransferase
Exons: 12
Coding region: 129-2351 (740 amino acids)
Biological process (GO): tRNA methylation; tRNA wobble uridine modification
Cellular component (GO): nucleus; cytoplasm
Molecular function (GO): tRNA binding; S-adenosylmethionine-dependent methyltransferase activity; tRNA (5-carboxymethyluridine(34)-5-O)-methyltransferase activity
Source: RefSeq, a predicted model, not a curated record
UGCCAACUGCCGUUAAACUCUAAAGAAGAAGAAGAAGAAACUGUGCUGUUGCCGCUUUCCUGAGAAGAGAAUCGUCGGGAACAUGUGUUUGGUGCUUGUUGCACCCGGACAAAAUAAAAUGACGUACCAUGGAUGCUAGUGUGAGAAACAACGUGAAAGCCGUCAGGAGGAGUAAGGAGGACAAGAAAGUUUUUCGUAAACAGUUAAAAGCCAGUCACACUUUGCUGAAACAUGAAGGCAUUAGUACAGCACUGCAGCCUACCAAGAGUUUGGUGGUGGCUAAUGGUGGCCUGGGGAACGGCGUUAGUCGAGAGGAGCUGUCUGCAGUGCUGAAUGAGAUGGGAGAGCUGGAGACACUAAUCAUGCAUCCUCACAAGCCCUAUGCUUUUGUCACAUACAGAUCUGAAGAGAGCGCUCGGAAAGCCCACAUCCACCUCAAUGGGAAAAAGCUUCAAUGUGGAGAGAACAGUGUAACACUCUACCUAAGUUAUGUUGACUCAGUAACCUGUGAAAAGGAGGGAUCUGUUCCUUUGCCAGAGGGAUUAGUCUUGGUGGAGAAUUUUGUGUCUCUGGAGGAGGAGGCUGUGCUGCUAGCUGCCAUUGACUGGUCGUCUACUAAUGAGGAUGUCACUGCUCAAAAAGCUCUGAAGCAUAGAAGAGUCAAACAUUAUGGCUUUGAAUUUCGCUACGACAACAACAAUGUGGAUAAGGACAAGCCAUUAGCUGCAGGUAUUCCUCAGGAGUGUCUACCAGUUCUGGAGCAGUGUGUAAAGAACAAACACAUUGACAUCAUGCCAGACCAGCUGACUGUCAACCAGUAUGAGUCUGGACAGGGCAUUCCUCCUCACGUGGACACUCACUCUGCCUUUGAGGACACCAUUCUGUCACUAAGCCUGGGGGCAAAGACGGUGAUGGAGUUCCGUCAUCCCGAUGGUCGUAUAGUUGCUGUGGUGUUGCCAGGACGGAGCCUCCUGGUGAUGAAGGGAGAGAGCAGAUACCUCUGGACACAUGGGAUAACUCCUCGAAAGUUUGACAUGGUGCCAGUCUGCGACCCACAAUCCCCUGCUCAUAAGCCUGACCUCGGGACUCGCAGCAAUCUCACUUUGAACAAGAGGGGCACCCGCACUUCAUUCACUUUCCGCAAGAUUAGACAUGAACCCUGCCGAUGUGCCUUCCACUCUGCCUGUGACAGUCAGGUAGCACCCUCUCCGCCGUCUCCUCCCUCACUACCCUGUUGCCAUGCCGACGCAGCCCUUCUGGAGGAGGAGUAUGUGCACCGGGUGUACGACGCCAUCGCCUCCCACUUCAGCGGCACUCGCCACUCCCCCUGGCCUCGUGUUUGCCACUUCCUGUCAUCGCUCCCACCUGGCAGCGUGCUGGCCGAUGUGGGCUGUGGAAAUGGCAAAUACCUGGGUGUCAACCCAGACGUGAUUGCAGUUGGUUGUGACCGUAGCGUUGCUCUUGUCCAAAUUUGUGCAGAGAGGGGUUUCCAGGCGUUUGUAUCCGAUGCUCUCAGUGUCCCUCUGCGAACAUCCUCCUGUGAUGCCUGCAUCUCUAUAGCUGUCAUACACCACUUCUCCACACAGGAGCGUCGGCUGGCAGCAGUGAAGGAGCUAGUGAGACUUCUGAAGCCCGGAGGUCGAGUGCUCAUCUACGUUUGGGCUUUUGAACAAGAGUACAACCAGCAGAGGUCCAAGUACCUCAAAGACCAGAACAAAGAGCAUCCUGAGGACCCCAGCGCCACUGAAAACACACCAGAAGAAAGCCAGGAACCUCACGAGAAAUUGAGUAUCCAUAGCAGCAGACGUUCAGAAGACAUCUACAGGCCUGUAGAAAACAUGCAAGAUGUGUCUGAUGGCAAACUUAGUGUGCACACCAACCGCACAGCAUUUAACACGCAGGACCUUUUGGUUCCCUGGCAUCUGAAAGAGGGGAAAAAACGAGUGGAGGAAAAAUCAGGAGAAGGUGGGAAGAAGGAUAGAAGGAAAGAGAUGUCUAAAAAGACUUCAGGUAACACUUGCUCAGCCUAUAGUUUGAGUUCCAUAGCCAAAUUAGACGGUAACCCUGAUCCCAGUCCAGGCUUUGACUCCAACAUGUCUUCUGGAUCACAUCUUGACACCAGUGAUGUCUCUAAACCCAGUCCAAGUUGCGACACCAGUCAGACCUCCAGUUCUACUCUAAAGUUGGAGUCGGAGAGCAGCCCGGCGCCCGUUUAUCACCGCUAUUACCACGUGUUCCAGCAGGGGGAGCUGGAGCAGCUGUGUGGUCAGGAGGCUGGAGUCCAUGUGCAGAGCAGCUACCAUGACCAGGGAAACUGGUGUGUUAUAUUAGAGAAGGACUUGGGGAGAUGAACUGACACAUUCACAAUUUAUAAUAAUUUAGCUACAAAUACACAUUUGAACAAGAGAGUUAAUGCAAUCUAACCAAAGAUUCAGUUAAAGGGUCCUUUAUUUGUUUAAAUGCAGAAAAGUGAACAGACAAGUGUCAUGAAAUAAAUGUAAUAACUUCACAAAA